Messenger RNA from Salmo salar (Atlantic salmon), 2221 nucleotides. It is a transcript of the gene mettl16, whose product is annotated as methyltransferase 16, N6-methyladenosine. Gene Ontology annotation, molecular function: 23S rRNA (adenine(1618)-N(6))-methyltransferase activity. Lineage: Eukaryota; Metazoa; Chordata; Actinopteri; Salmoniformes; Salmonidae. Gene Ontology annotation, cellular component: nucleus. The record is from RefSeq and is a predicted model, not a curated record. Gene Ontology annotation, biological process: rRNA base methylation.
CCAAUGUCUCGGCGCAGAGUUGUGACUUCAUCCACCAUCCCGGAAGAAACGCGGUCUAAACGUUUAUGCAAGAAGUCUAACUGAAGUGAGAAUGUCACUGAACAAAUCAAUGCACCCGCGGAACCGCUACAAAGACAAGCCUCCGGAUUUUGCCUACUUGGCCUCCAAAUAUCCAGACUUCGAGCAGCAUGUCCACACCAACCUGGCUGGCAGAGCUAUGCUGAACUUCAAGGAGCCAGAGGCGGUGCGAGCCCUGACCUGUACCCUGCUGAAGGAAGACUUUGGGCUGACUAUAGACAUCCCUCUGGAGCGUCUCAUCCCCACUGUGCCUCUCAGACUCAACUACAUCCACUGGGUGGAGGACCUGAUCGGAGGCCGGGGGGAACCACGCAGGGGCAUCGACAUCGGUACUGGAGCGUCCUGUAUCUACCCACUGCUGGGAGCCUCUAUGAACGGCUGGCACUACCUGGCUACUGAGGUAGAUGACAUCUGCUUUGACUAUGCCACCAGGAACGUAGAGCAGAACAACCUCUCGGACCUCAUCAAAGUGGUGAAAGUUCCCCAGAAGACCCUGUUAAUGGACGCUCUAAAGGAGGAGUCAGCCAUCGUCUAUGACUUCUGCAUGUGUAACCCUCCCUUCUUCGCCAACCAACUAGAGGCUAAGGGGGUAAAUUCCAGAAACUCUCGUCGUCCUCCCCCCAGCUCAGUGAACACAGGUGGAGUGACAGAGAUCAUGGCUGAGGGAGGAGAGCUGGAGUUUGUCAAGCGGAUCAUCCACGACAGCCUGCAGCUCAAGACACGCCUGCGGUGGUACAGUUGCAUGCUGGGAAAGAAGUGCAGCCUGGCACCUUUGAAGGAAGAGCUGAGAAAACAAGGGGUACCCAAAGUGACCCACACGGAGUUCUGCCAGGGACGGACCAUGCGCUGGGCUCUGGCCUGGAGUUUCUAUGAUGACGUUACUGUUCCGUCUCCACCCAGUAAGAAGAGGAAGCUGGAGAAGUCUCGUAAGCCACUGACCUUCAUGCUGCUUCAGCCCACAGUGAAGGAGCUGCAGUCCCAGGCCUCCUCGAUAGGCUGUCCCUCCAACCCCAGGCCUGUAGAGACCAUCACUGCCUGGCUGGAGAAGACACUCAGUGACCUGAAGGUGCUGUACAAGCGUGUCCCAUGUGGGAGGAAGGAGCAGAGUCUGUUCCUGACUGUUGUGGAGAACAACUGGAUCCAUGGGAGACAGAGACGCAGAGACCAGGGCCGACACCUCAGAGAGCUGCCCAGAGCGCCUCCCAGUGGUAUUUCCACCACCCCUUCCUCAGUCACAGCCCAGCACCACUCCUCUACACAAAUUCCGGACAGCUCACACUCAGAUUCACACACUCCCACGGCAGCACAAGGGCCAGGCAGUGUUCCACAGUUAGGGACCAACCGAGCCAACUCUCAGGGGGCCAGCGGACAGGAAGUCGAAAGCCAGGAGGAGGAAACCAGCUGUGUCCCAGUCAAGGACAGUGGGACAGAGGAGGAUGUCAUCAUGGAGUCUUCUCCUACCUCUAUAACACCUAAUACCACACUGGCACAGACAGCACUACCCACCACAACACAGAAACAGGAAGCCAUAAUCACACCAGAGGAAGUACCUACUGAAACACAGGAAGUCAAUGCCACUGGACAGGAAGUGAUGCAGCCACAGAGCCCUGGCGCUGUGCAACACUUCCUGUUUAAGUGCUUGGUGAACGUGAAGGCUGAGGAGCAGGAUGUUGCCGUGGAGAUCCACUGGGUGGAAGGCCAAAACAAGGAUCUGAUGAACCAACUGUGUACCUACCUGAAGAACACUCUGUUUAGAGUGGUGGCCAAUCCACUGGGGACAUAAUGGAACAUAGUUAACCUGUAGUACUGGGUCAUGUUCAUUAAGCAGAAAAUGGUAGACGGGAACAUAACUGAACAUAACUUACCAGUUGUCCUGUAUUGUUCUAUUUGUGACCAGUUUGUAGCGGGUAGUGUAAAAUGUACUUUGCUGGUUCAUUAGUUUCACCUAGUCUCCUUGUCAAGGUUAUAAUGAGCAGUGACUAUUUUAGUUAAUUCAAGUUUGAUAAAUUACAUUUAGAAAUGUGUUUUAGUAACAUGUAAUUUGUCUAUUUCCAUGUUCAGUUAGUGUUUUACACACAGGUGGUUUAUACCAGAGACAUUAAAUUUGUUGAGGAUGCCGUUUCCAUAAACUGCAGCUAAUCCA